AUGUCGGAUCGCAAGCGCCAGCGGAUCAACGCCGACGCCCGUCGUCUCGAGCUCUGUGCGGACGACCUGCGCCAAAUUGGCUCGUCGCUCUCCUCCCGUCAGUUCCGCCAGCCUAUGGCGCACACGUCGAUACCUUUACAGGCGUCCAGGUCCCUCCCCAAGCCACGCAAUGCUUUAAAGUCCCAGAGCGCAUCUCCUCCCUCUCUGUCGCUCUAUUCUAUCGUCUCUAGCUCCGUCUACGCAGCGAAAACGAGCGCGUCCGACCAUGAAAACACGUGGCAGACGACGCUGCAUCGAUUGGGACUGGAAAUUCUGGAGAAAACGGGGUCGAAAGAGGCGCUGGAGCGCUGCGAGCGGCUCACGCGUCGGUUCGAAGCGCUGUCUGACUCGCUCCGACUCUGUCAGGAGAAGCUGCGACGUGUGGGUAACGACGUGGUGCUGCAGGAUCGAGUGGAGAAGCAGCUGGCGCAAGAGGAAGAGGCUUGGGAGCAGCAAAUGCAGGUCCGAGAGCAGCGCGUGGCAGAGCGCGAGGUGGAGCUGCAGGCGCUCAAGGAGGAAAAUGCUGCCGCUGCUGCUGCUGCUAUUGGGCGUGAUGAGGAGGAGGAGGAGGUCGAAGAGGGGGAGAGGGACGAUGGUGAUGGGGACGAGGACGAGCAGGGGCAGAUGGCCGAGAUUGCAGAGCUGCGAGAAGUGCUGGCGCUGCGUUUGGAAGAGAAGCGGGACAUUGAGGCUGCUGUCUCUUCGUUGCAGAGGAAAAAGGCGAGGCAGGGUGCUGUGGCAGCCGAGCAGAAGAACAGGGAACGCGAACAAAGUAUCGACGUGCAGGCAGAGGUGGUGGCGGCGGCGGCGGCGAGGGAGCAGGUGCUUCGGGAGUUGAUAGAGGAAAAAGAGACGCUGCAGCGAGCGAUUAUUGCAGCUGAUGAGAUGGAGGAAAGGACGGAUGAGAAUGUUCGGGACCUGCCUGCAUUGAAAGAAGAGCUGGCAGAGGUGAAGCGAAAGAAAACAGAGAUACAGACCUGCGUGGACUCGUUGAGACUGGAGCUGGCUCGACAGAAGAGAAAGAUGCGAUACAUGGUUGAUGUACAGCUGUUGACAGCGCGAGACACGAACCCACCCACGCUUCGGGAAGAAGUGGUGUUGCUGCAUUUGUUGUAUGAGCACGAAGGAGAGAUGGGCGUAAACGAGCUGAAGCAGGAAGCCAGCAAGUUGCUUGAAGAUCAUGGCAGGCCACAUGGGAACGGGGUUGUCAUCCGUGCACUAUACUCGCUAGUGGCGAAUGGCUUGGUGCAAAUUGAUCGGUCGCAUGGCAACGGUCUCGUCACGCUAUUGCUGGUCUAA
Messenger RNA from Peronospora matthiolae, 1338 nucleotides. Lineage: Eukaryota; Oomycota; Peronosporomycetes; Peronosporales; Peronosporaceae. The record is from the annotation of a GenBank genome assembly.